Molecule: messenger RNA, 741 nt
Organism: Colletotrichum chrysophilum
Lineage: Eukaryota; Fungi; Ascomycota; Sordariomycetes; Glomerellales; Glomerellaceae
Exons: 4
Coding region: 1-741 (246 amino acids)
Biological process (GO): transmembrane transport; carbohydrate transport
Cellular component (GO): membrane
Molecular function (GO): carbohydrate:proton symporter activity
Source: RefSeq, a predicted model, not a curated record
AUGUUGAAGACUCUGCUGACAAAGAUGGCAUUCACAUUCCGCUACUACUGGAAGGCUGUCGCAUGGUCUCUCUGUCUGUCCAACGCAACCAUCAUGGAGUCAUAUGACCUUCUUCUAAUCAACUCGUUCUACGCUUUUCCGCAAUUCCAAAAGAAGUAUGGCGUGAAACUACCAAACGGAAGCUAUUCUGUGCCGGCGCGCUGGCAAAUUGGUCUGUCAAUGGCCAACUUGGUCGGCAUGAUCAUCGGAGUAUUUGCCAACGGUUACUGCGCAGACCGAUGGGGCCUGCGAAAAGUCAUGAUGGCUUCGCAUGCUGCCUUGAUCGGCUUCAUUUUCAUCACAUUCUUCGCGCCAUCUGUUGAGGUUCUCACAGUUGGAAUGCUCCUGUUAUCCCUGCCUUGUGGUUUCUUUGCCGCCGCAACCCCUUCUUACGCCGCUGAAGUUAGCCCUCCCCAACUCAGCGGCUAUCUCACGGUGUUAGUAUCUGCGCCCCUAACAGUCAUCGACCCCAAAGAUUCGCUUGCCAUAAUUGUCCGUACUAUUGAGGCGGAACGCCUGAUGAGCAUCCAAGGAUCAUACUUAGACUGCUUCAGAGGUGACAGCCUGCGCCGGACAGAAAUUGCAAUGGUCAGCUGGGGCUGCCAAAUCCUCCCUGGAUUCGCCAUCCAAAACUACAUCACCUACUUCUUCACCCUUGCUGGCCUCGACUCGCCGGACUCCUUCAAUCUGUCGAUAGGUUAG